Sorex fumeus (smoky shrew) is the source of this 2221-nucleotide messenger RNA. RefSeq names its product centrosomal protein 72 (gene CEP72). Gene Ontology annotation, molecular function: protein binding. Gene Ontology annotation, biological process: spindle organization; centriole replication; regulation of protein localization to centrosome. The coding region runs from base 8 to 1867 and encodes 619 amino acids. The transcript has 12 exons. Gene Ontology annotation, cellular component: centriolar satellite. The record is from RefSeq and is a predicted model, not a curated record. NCBI's taxonomy places the organism in Eukaryota, Metazoa, Chordata, Mammalia, Eulipotyphla, Soricidae.
UGAAAACAUGGCGCCAGCCGGCCAGCGAUUUGUGCUGUUUGAGGAGACGAUUCGGGAGAAAAUUGGCCUGGCUCCUCACCGCGACCUGGCUGAGCUUCGAUCAUUAUCUAUUCCUGGAACUUACCAAGAAAAAAUCACUCAUCUGGGCAGCUCGCUGAUGAAUCUGACUGGUCUCAGAUCCUUAGAUCUCUCACGCAACUCCUUGGUCAGUCUGGAGGGCAUCCAGUACCUGGUGGCUUUGGAAAGCCUCAAUCUCUACUACAACUGCAUCUCCUCUCUAGCCGAGGUGUUCCGGCUACACCCCUUGACCAAGCUGGCAGAGGUGGACUUUCGGCUGAAUCCAGUGGUGAAGAACGAGUCUGACUACCGACUAUUCGUGGUGCACCUGCUGCCAAAGCUCAGACAGCUGGAUGACCGCCCUGUGCGUGAGAGUGAGCGGAAGUCAUCCUGGCUGCAUUUCACUGCAGAAGAACCUCUGGACUCGAAGAAGAGUGUCCCUAUUACUUUUCAAGAUAGCAGACCACCCCCCUUGAGAGCCAAGAGUGCAGACCUUGGUGCCAAGAAGUCCCUGGUGAUGGAUGCAGAUGACGAGGCAGUGCUGACCCUCAUCGCUGAGUGCGAGUGGGAUCUGAGUAACCCCCCGCGCAGCUGCAGCUCUGGCUCCAACCAGCGGGACCGUGAGACUGACUGCCACACCUCCCAUGAGAGCCGACACCUGCUGAGCCCUCAGUCACUACAGCUCCAGUGUGGGGAUGCUGGCAGGAAGGGCCAGGAGAGGAGGAAGAGCAGCCCCUGGGGGUUCUCUGUGGAGAAGAGGAGCCAGUUGUGUGGAGAGCGCCCCAUACAUCCCAGUGCUGAGCCUGAGGCCUUCGGACACGUACACUUCCCACCCCACACAGACCCCAGAGACACUGAGGACCUGAACACAUCCUCUCUGAAGUCCAGUCUGUCAUCACAGAAGCUGCCGAACCCCGGGCCUGCUCCUGACAAUUACAGAAAGCACAGAAUGCCCGGAGGAAGGUUCCAGGCUCCUAUGGACCAGGAGUGCCUGAGCUGCCCAGCAAGGACUGAAGGAGCCCUGAGCUCUGAGCAGAGCAGCACCGAGGGCAAGAAUGAGAGAAAGAGAUCGGAGGGGUUGGAGCUUGGUGAACCACAGUGUGGUGCCAGAGAGAUGGGGCCCAUUGCACACGUGGCUACACUCCCUGGCCUUCAAGGGGCACUGUUAGAGGCACUGCUGGACCUGGUAGACAGACACUGGACGGGCUGCCAUUCCCUCCAUAGCGACAAGGCCUUCCUGGCUCAGGCACAACAAGUCCUGGCCUCUGCCCAUGAGCUGGCCGCCCCUCUGGACAGCAGCCCCAUGGACCAGGAGCUAGAUGGGGACUUUCUGGCCGAGCAGCAGCAGCUUCACAACCUGAAGCUGGCCACGGUGGUGGCGGAGCUCAGCAGCACUCGCAAGGAGAGGGAUGACCUGAAGCAGCAUUUAGACAGAUCUUUGGAGGAGAAUACUAGUUUAAAAUCGCUUUUGUUCAAUAUGAAAAAAGAAGUAAAGAAUGCAGAGGCAUCAGCCACACUGAAUCUGCAGAUCACUGGACUCCAGACAAGUGUCCGGCGGCUCUCUGGGGAGCUGGUGGAGCUGAAGCAGCACCUGGAGCACUAUGACAAGAUCCAGGAGCUCAUCCAGAUGCUCCAGGAGAGCCACAGCUCCUUGGUGAGCACCAACGAGCACCUGCUGCAGGAGCUAGCCCAGGCACGGGCGCAGCAUCAGGCCGAGGUGGAGCAGCUGCACUGGAGCUACAAGGAGCUCAAGAAGACCCUGGCCCUGUUCCCAGCCACCGGCACACCCCUCAGCAGCUGUCCGUCCUGACCAUGGUGCUCGCCCUGCUUCCUCCCUUCCCUGCAGAGCACCUGCCCUUCUGAGACUAGCACUUUGUUGCCGUGGGUCAGCCAUGUAGAGUGAGCAGCAGCAUUUCCCUGCAUGCCUGCAUACAGAGGGAACUGUACCUGUUGCUACAAUCAUUUUUCUGUAAGGAGAAAUUAUUUAAUAAAAAUGUUAUCACACUGUUCUGAAAAGUGGCUCCUUUUAGGUUCGAGGUAAACUUGUCAUUGGAUUAUGAAACCAUUUGUUCUGACAAGCAGGAACAAGGAAGUUCCUGGACUUAGUAGAACGAUAGUCGUGGGAAUAUGAGAAACAGUUUGCAAGAUUAAAGCCCCCAGUGAA